UGUUAUGGCUGCCCAAUCUGAUAAGAACGUUUCGUGUUUCCGUGUAGUUUCUAAUGACGAUAAAUUUUUUUACGCUAGAACAUUGUGGCAAAUCUAUCCCCUACUAGAUUUGACAGCUCCUGACGAAAAAGCUAUUAAACCAAGUGGUAUUCCUGAUGUUUCAAAAUUCUGCGGAGCAACACAGGCAUCAUUAUCAGGACAAGAAGAGUACGAAUCCUACAAAUUAUCAUGUCGAGUUUCUGUUUCAGAAAAGUAUGCGAGGUUCGUAUGGAGAUGGUCGAUUCCGAAUUCUUUCAAUGCACCGACUGUACAAUUCAAUAUCGGAAAUGCUACAUUGGCUCCCGUUUCUCAAUUUGAAAAUGGUAAGAUGUGGCAGGAGUGGGGUAAUAGCGAAUGCACAUGGACAAAGGACAGU
This is a messenger RNA of Dentiscutata heterogama, 415 nucleotides long. NCBI's taxonomy places the organism in Eukaryota, Fungi, Glomeromycota, Glomeromycetes, Diversisporales, Gigasporaceae. The record is from the annotation of a GenBank genome assembly.